Exophiala viscosa is the source of this 840-nucleotide messenger RNA. RefSeq lists its product as uncharacterized. The record is from RefSeq and is a predicted model, not a curated record. Lineage: Eukaryota; Fungi; Ascomycota; Eurotiomycetes; Chaetothyriales; Herpotrichiellaceae. The transcript is spliced from 2 exons. Bases 1 to 840 code for a protein of 279 amino acids.
AUGUACAUACCACAGCAACAAACACUCUCGACACCGGCCAUAUCAGCCUCAGCGGCAGUGAAGGUCCCUACACACACCACCUUUGUCCUCAGGGCGGCGAUUCCAUCUGCAAAAGCAGAGAAAAACAGCACCACCGAAUCUCAUACAACCUCGUUCAACCACGACGCAAUAGCUUUUGUCGCAGUGGUAGUCACAGUACUAUUCUGUCUCGUUACUUUACUAAUUUGGACCUUUUGCAGAAAGAGCGUCCACAGGGAUGAUGACUCCGUCACCAGCUCUAUAACCUCGGAGUCAGCCUGGCGCGUCGAUUUCGACCCGGACUCUCCCGAUAGAUCCGUGGUCGCGAAACACCACAAACGCCUCAAAAAGCUCGAACAAGUAGCACCGGCACAGUCUCUCAGUCACUGGCGUGCCGAGAAGCAGGAAACGCACGUUCAGACCUUCGCGACCGCUUCCACGAGACUGAUCUGCGCCAUCUGCAUAGACCUCAUCCAGGACUCUGACCGGAUCCGUGAACUGCACUGCGGGCACGUCUAUCACUCCCAAUGCUUGAAUCUGUGGGUCGAAAGGGGUCAUCAUGAAUGCCCGUUGUGCAAAUACGAUAUCCUGGACCUCCAGAAGCAGGCAAUGAAAGCUCACGGCUUGCAGGAUGCGGGACGGGUAGAGGAACAGUAUCACGGCUCACCCAAUCCGACCGGGGAUGCCGCUCCUGCCGUGACGACUGACGAACAGCCGGUUCAGAUACAGGACAGUCCUGCUCAGUCGCAGCCGGCUUCGGACGAGGCACAGAACGAAGCAUCGAUCAGCUCUGCUGGCGCCAAUGCCGAAGAAGCACAUUGA